Molecule: messenger RNA, 1974 nt
Organism: Arthroderma uncinatum
Lineage: Eukaryota; Fungi; Ascomycota; Eurotiomycetes; Onygenales; Arthrodermataceae
Product: sulfur metabolite repression control protein
Exons: 2
Coding region: 1-1974 (657 amino acids)
Molecular function (GO): protein binding
Source: RefSeq, a predicted model, not a curated record
AUGGUCAUGGCGAGGAAUACCCUCUCCCAGCUGCCACACGCGCCGGCCACUGCGAUUGACAAUUUCGACCGGGAUCUUCAGAUAUCUCCGCGGAAGCGGAGACGGCUCUCGGCUUCUCUAGAGCCAGAGCUCACGGAGUCAGAAGCAUACGGAACGCCAGGCGGGCAGGGGAAUGCGCCGGAGACACCAGAUACGGCUGACUCGGAACCCAAGUCUCUCUUCAAUUCGGCUGAAAGCAACAGCAUUGCGCCGUUCCUGGCCAAACACAUUCGGGACCAGCAUGCUUCAAGAAACAGAUUCGCCCCGGCAGGCUCGUCCUUGCCCAGACAGAAGGCAGACUCGAAAUACUGCUACCGUCAUCGACCUGACCUGAAGUGUCGGCGCCAGGCUGACGAGCCCACCGUCGACCAGAUGCAACGGGAUCUUUCUACUCUCUCCCAAAGUGAUCAGCAGAGUAUCGCGCAUUUCUGGUCCUUGUUUUCUGCCGCGCCUUCGAAGCACCGCAAUCUCAUGCUGCAGGGAAUCGUGGCCCAGUGUUGCUUCCCGCAGCUUUCCUUCUUAUCCGCAAGUGUCCGAGACCUGAUUCGGAUCGACUUUGUAACUGCGCUACCGCCAGAGAUCUCUUUCAAGAUCAUGUCUUACCUGGACACUGCUUCGUUAUGCAAUGCAGCACAGGUCUCGCACAACUGGCGUCAUCUCGCAGACGAUGACGUUGUUUGGCACCGCAUGUGCGAACAGCAUAUUGAUCGCAAAUGUGAGAAGUGCGGAUGGGGCCUCCCCAUUCUAGACCGGAAGAGGCUGAAAGAUACUAAACGCCAGGUGCAGCUGCGGGCUGCGGGCAAGGAGGUUGUGGAGAAGAAGACCGGACAGCAACAGCGGCCUUGGAAAGCAGUCUAUAUGGACCGAUUCAAGGUUGGGACGAACUGGAAAUACGGUCGAUGCGUGACGACGAUAUUCAGAGGCCAUACCAACGGAGUUAUGUGUCUACAGUUUGAUGAUAAUAUCCUUGCUACGGGGUCAUACGAUUGCACGAUAAAGAUCUGGGAUGUUGACACCGGAAAGGAGAUACGUACGCUUCGUGGACACGAGUCGACCAUUCGCUGUUUGCAGUUCGACGACACCAAGUUGAUCAGUGGAAGUCUAGACCGAACUAUCAAGGUUUGGAACUGGCGCUCUGGCGAGUGUAUUUCGACUUACACCGGCCACCAGGGCGGAGUGCUUUGUCUUCAUUUCGACUCCACAACUCUCGCAUCUGGGUCAAAGGACAACACGAUUAAAAUAUGGAACUUCCAGGAUAAAUCGACCCAGAUUCUACGCGGCCAUACCGACUGGGUGAACUCGGUCAAGCUCGAUACCGCGUCUCGUACUGUUUUCUCUGCAUCUGAUGACCUCACCGUUCGCAUUUGGGACCUGGACACCGGCAAAUGCAUCCACACCUAUGCAGGCCAUGUAGGUCAAGUCCAACAGGUGCUACCCCUUCCACGAGAGUUUGAACUCAAACACACGGUCGACUGUGAUGACGAUACGAGCGAUCGUCUCUCCGGAUCUGAGUCCCCUGAUGUUCGCGCCCAGCAAAAUAACCAGCCCGAUCAGCCCAACACUUCGGCGCCCCCAACGCAGCCAAUGUCUCCCCUAUUAGAGGCUCUGUUCACCGAAGACAGACCGGCUCCACCGCGCUACAUGCUUACUGCAGCGCUGGAUAACACCCUUCGCCUAUGGGAGGUACCUACCGGUCGCUGCCUGCGCACCUUCUUCGGCCAUAUCGAGGGCGUCUGGGGUCUCGCGGCCGAUACCCUCCGUCUCGUCUCUGGUGCGCAAGACCAUAUGACAAAGGUCUGGGAUCCACGGACGGGAACCUGCGAUAGGACGUUCACCGGCCAUAGAGGACCGGUUACCUGUGUCUCCCUGAGCGAUAGCCGCAUGGCAACCGGAAGCGAAGACUCCGAAGUUCGCAUGUACAGUUUCAGAGCUUGA